CAUUCCAUUCCAUCUCACAUACUCUCAUUUUCUCUUGCCCUCUUUUUCUCUCUCUUCUUCACGAUCUCUUUCUUCUUCCUCUCGCUUUACAUCAACAAUGGUUGAUCAACUCAGCGACGAUCAGAUCUCUGAAUUCAAGGAAGCCUUCAGCCUAUUCGACAAGGAUGGCGAUGGUUGUAUUACCACCAAGGAACUCGGAACCGUGAUGCGUUCACUUGGACAAAACCCAACUGAAGCCGAGCUACAGGACAUGAUUAAUGAAGUAGAUGCUGAUGGAAAUGGAACUAUUGAUUUCCCAGAGUUCCUCAACCUGAUGGCCAAGAAGAUGAAGGAUACUGACUCAGAGGAGGAGUUGAAAGAAGCUUUCCGAGUUUUUGACAAGGAUCAAAACGGUUUCAUUUCUGCAGCUGAACUUCGUCAUGUUAUGACAAACCUCGGUGAGAAGCUGACCGAUGAAGAAGUUGAUGAAAUGAUCCGUGAGGCUGAUGUAGACGGUGAUGGUCAGAUCAACUACGAGGAGUUCGUUAAGGUUAUGAUGGCCAAGUGAGAAUCCACCGAGUCUUACUUUAAAAACCCCCCUUGAAUUAAUUUACAGGACAGGGCAGAUAAGUUUGAUGAGAUUUCCAAAAUUCUAUCCCCUCUAGGUCAAACUCAUAAUAUGGCACUAUAAUUAUCAUUAUUAUUAUUUUUAAUAGUCUUUUUUUUUUUUUUUUUUUUUUUUUUUUUUGGUGUUUCAUCUCUUUUUUCUUGCUUUUAUUGUGUAGGUAAAUCUUCUUUGCUAUAUAUGCUUAUUUGCCCUGUCCUGGGUUCUACAAGUUUUGGGGUUAAUAGUUUUUUCUUAUCUUAUUAUUUAAGCUUUUUCAUCUUUGGUAAUAUGAACCUAGAACAAUUGGAUUCAAAUUUUAUUGGCUUUUGGUUGACUAAA
Chenopodium quinoa (quinoa) is the source of this 925-nucleotide messenger RNA. RefSeq names its product calmodulin-7-like. The coding region runs from base 98 to 547 and encodes 149 amino acids. The record is from RefSeq and is a predicted model, not a curated record. Gene Ontology annotation, molecular function: calcium ion binding; enzyme regulator activity. The transcript has 2 exons. Lineage: Eukaryota; Viridiplantae; Streptophyta; Magnoliopsida; Caryophyllales; Amaranthaceae.